This is a messenger RNA of Zonotrichia leucophrys gambelii, 6683 nucleotides long. RefSeq lists its product as uncharacterized. Bases 3329 to 4813 code for a protein of 494 amino acids. NCBI's taxonomy places the organism in Eukaryota, Metazoa, Chordata, Aves, Passeriformes, Passerellidae. The record is from RefSeq and is a predicted model, not a curated record. The transcript has 2 exons.
UCCUAAGUAUGGGCAUGAGUAUGAAAAAUGCAUUGCCGUGUUCCAGUAUGGGAUGAAACAUAAUAUAAAACUUGUAAGGCUACAUGAAUCAAAUGACAUCUCAUCCAUAAGGAAACUCAGCCAUCAGAAGAGGGCCCUCUGUCACAAAAAUAUCUUUUCCAUGCAGGUGCACUACAAGAUGUUCUCAUAAGAGUUUGAGAUGAACUGUUUGCUGUCUUCUGUCAAGAUUUUUAAAGGUCUUUGGAAGUUCAAUAUUGCACAUCUUUUUAGGAGGUAGAAAAGUAAAAUGUACCAGAACCCAGUCUCAAAAAUAUGAAGCUGGCAAGUUCAUAUUUGAAAGAGAGCUGUUUGGGACUGUGGCUUUUUUUUGUAUCUUGCUAAUGGUUUACUUUUAUUCCAGUCUCCUUAUGUAUUUUAGCCAAGUUUGCCCUCUCCACAAGGCUUCCUGUACCUGAUGCCCUACUCUGUGGAUAACUGAUAAGGAGGUGUGCUCACCCAGACUCUCAUUCACUCCAGCACCUCACUGGUUGGGGAAGAAAAGAGAGACUUCAUGGGGUGAGAAAGAUGGGAAGAGUGCUUGCUAGUUACCAGUGAGAGCAAAAGAGACUUUAAUUUAUUGCCAAUUAAAACUGCAUAGUGAAAAAGUCAAGAACUGUAAAACACUGUCCUCCCUUCCUAUUUCUUCGCACCUUCACUCCUGACUCCUCUGCCUCCUCCUCAGGGAGUGGUGGUCAGUCUGUAACAGCGCUUGUGGGCUCUGCUGAUCCUGCCCCUGCUUCAGCCUGGCUCCUCUCCAUGACCUGCAGUGCUUGUGGAAUAAAGCCAGUAUGGGUUUUCCACGGGCUGAGGGUCCUGUUGGGAAAUGCCUGCUUGCUGCUGUGGAUUCCUCCUGGGGCUGCCAGGAAUCUCAGCUCUGGCAGCACCUCCUCACCCUCCUCCCGCUUUCAGCUUGGUGUUCAGGUGACUGCUGCCCACUUCUUCCCCCCUUCCAUCCUCUACCUGUGCAAUAUUUUUUUGCCCCACCUCAAAUCCUCUUUCCCAGAGGUGCCCCCAUUUGGCAGCUGGACUGAGCCCUGCCCUGUGCUGUGUUGGCUGCAUGCAGCACAGGGCAGCUCUGGCCUCUCCCCACUGAGGUUCCUUAUUAAAUCAAAUUCCAGAUUAAUUUAUUGUUUAAAGGUGGGGGUUUUAGCUUUAAUUUCUUUAAAUUAGUUCUUGUCUUUAAAUUAGUAGGAUGUAGCACCAACAUCCCUUAACCUAUCUAAUUAGAAAAGGAUAAUGUUUAAUUUACUUUAAGUCAGCAAAAGCACUGGGCACAGCUGAAAAGCAAUUUGAACCAUACUGAGUAGCACAAGUGGAAAGGACUUGUUUAACAUUUUUAUCUUGAUGGAUUAUUUCACCUUAGGAACAAAGUUUGCCCUGGUGUCAAUGGAGAGCUUCAUCACUAACACUCAUCUAUACAAGUCCUGUGGGCUCAAACACAGGUAGAGCAAUUAACUCUUAAUUAUUUUUUUUGCCUCUAUUUCUCCUUAAUGAGUUUUUUUUCCAAUUUCAUUUGUCUUCCUUUGUCCUGUGGCUUUUUGGACUGCAUCCUAAACACACAUCAGGAGGUACAUUUGGGAAUGAGAUUCUGUACUUAGGGGAUAGGCAGUAACUCGUCCUACAUGUUCCAUGCUGAAAGGAGAGAUCUCAGCCUGUUUGUCAUUUUGCUGUCACCUGGAGCAGUUCUGAACAACUGUGUGUGCAGCAAUGCUACAUAGAAAGAGAAAAAUGAGCAUGUCCUCCUGGCCUGCAAGCAGGCCUAGGAUUCAUUACCUUGGUUUAGAAAAUAUCAUCAAUCCCAUUUCUGGAGAGGACAGAAACCUGCUCAUCCUGCUUUAACCAGCAAUUGCUGGAUUUUAAUGCGAAAUUUCAGCAACAUCUCUUGUAGCAUUGCUCCUCCAAGGUAGAUUGCACAAGGCACAUACAGGAAAUAAAGCAUAUGCAGAAGAAUCAGUGGUCUUCUGCUGGGCUUUCUGCAAACACUUCUGCAAUUCACUUUUCUUAUCAGCAACCUCGCUCAGUUACGGAAGUUCACCUUUGCUCAUGACAUCUGCUUCAGUAUUCAGGUUCAGUUCUUUCUGGUCUGAAUGACAUUUUGAAUGCCAAGCUGGCCAAGUGUCACAGCAGUAUCUUUAAGCAACUGCAACCAAAGCACUGACAGAAAUAUUCCCCUUGCACUAAAUGUGAGUUUUAAAAGAAACAAAUUUCUGAGAUGGGAACAGACUCAUUAAGAAGACAGGUACCUCUUCCAGGAGCAGCAGCUGAAAUCCACUUUUUAUUUUGAAAUUGUGCCUGUACCAGGAGCUUUUCACACCCCCAGGGUCCUGAGCAGCCCUUUGCUGUAGCUGCCUGCAGGCUUUGCUGUGCCCCCUGCAUGCUCAGCCCUGUGGGGCACUGCAUCCUGCCUCCCUGCUGCCUCUCAGCACGGCUGCACCUCUCUGCCCUCAGCUGAAACUGCUCAGGACAUGGUGGAUUGCAGAACAGUGGUGAAAGGAGCUUCAGGAGACCAUCUCAUAACCAUUCCAGCUACAGCAAGAGGAGAAAUCUUUGACAGGCAGGGACAUCCUAGGGCAUUUAAGGUUGCUGAAAGGAGAGGGCAGGAGGCCUUGUCACUUCCUGCCCAACUAGUGCCAUACUACUGACCCCCACACACUGUGCCCACCUGGCUCCUUGAGGGCACACUGAGAGCAUUCAGAUAUUCACCAACACCUAUUUCUAUGCCAUCUAACUUCAGGCUUCAGGUUUUGGGAUGUUUCCUGCUAAAGCUGGUGUUGGGAAGCAGUCUUGAUUGGAAUUACAGGGGCAAUUAUUUUGGAUAGAGCUGAAAGCCAUCAGCCCCAAAAACUGAAGUACCUGUUUUCCACAGCUGUGAUGCAUUCAGAGUGAAACCUUUAAUUUACUAAUUCCUUGGGGCCAAUUAUUCUGUGGCAGCUGGUGGGGAGAGAGGGAACAGAUCCUUGCUUUGCUCAGAGGUUAAGACCUGCAAAUCUAAAAGCUCUGCUUUCACAUGGUGCUUACAAGGAGCGUACAAAAGCAGGAACUUCAAUGUGUGGGUGAAAGUGGCAGCCUUUAAAUGGCACUGCAGGUUCCUCACACAAAUCCCACAGCAGGAGCUGGGUUGCACCAAGGGGAGCCUAUCUCAGUGCAAGCUAUGAGAGCAGCCCAUGGCAGUGGGGAAGGGCCCAGCAGGUGUUGAGUCCUGGAGACCUGCUGGGCUUUGAACACCACGCCCUGGUUGCCAAGCAGAGCCAGGCUCUCGUGCAAGAGCUGAUGCUGACUUAGCUCCAGCAUGGAGCCAGCAAGGGGAGUGCCCUGCUGUGUGCACCAUACCCAGCUGCCAGCAGGACCGUGCUCAAGCUGCAGAAGAAAUCAGGGCUGCCAGAGACUUCCCUUUGCUGAAGGGCCAAAAUCAGAACAGAAAAUCUACCUCCUGCCUAACCUCACGAUGAGCCCUGUCAGAGCUGCCAUCCUGCUCACGCUGAGCAGUCUGACAGCCGCGUGGAUCGUUCCCCAGCCACGCCAAAACAUCUGGGUGACCCUGGCAGAGGCGCUCCAACAGGAAAAUAUAUGCCUGUCCACAGCAGCAGCGAAAGACCCAAUGUCUACCUGCCUGGUAGGGAUUCCGUUGCAAGCUGGAGAGUUUCCAGCCAAGUCUGAUACACCUAUGCCUGACUCAAGUCCCAAAUCCCAUCACGCACAACCACAAAAUACCCACCAGAAGCAGGCUGUAAUGAUUAGGAACCCCAUAGAAGAGUGGCUGCCAAAGUUACCCAGAGCUGCUCAGGAGCCCCAAGAGUUAGAGCUGUUGGGCUCCUCACCUGCACCAUACUGCAUACACUUCUUCUUUAUCCCACUUUCCAACACCAAACCUUUUAACAACAUCAUACAGUAUCAAGAGGAAUUCACUGGCAGAAGGUGGUGUAAGGUUUUAAGCCAUGUCACAGCAGAUAAUCCAUAUUAUUCACACCCCAAAAGCCUCCCUAAAGGUUUGUUUUUAAUUUGUGGGGAUCGGGCGUGGUCAGGAAUCCCUUCUCAGCUUUUAGGAGGGCCAUGUACCAUCGGGCGGUUGUCCCUGUUGGCACCCAACCAAACCAUGAUUGGCAAAUGGACUCGAAAGAACAAUUCGGUCAGCAAAAUUCAAAUGAGAAGCAUUGACAAUUUGGACCCAAAUUGUGAUGCAGAAGUCUUCCAUUGGGCCAAAUCAAAAAAAGUUGCUGUAUCCCUGUUCCUUCCAUGGGUUGCAGCAGCCAAAGCUCUAGGUGAAUUGGGCCACCUAGAGUGCUGGGUGGUCAGACAGGCAAACUUGACAUCCACGGCCAUCAGCUCCUUCCUAGAGGAUGAGGAGAUUACCAGGCAGGCCAAACUCCAAAAUCGUGCGGCCAUAGAUUUCCUCCUGCUGCUGCAUGGACACGAGUGCCAGGAAUUUGAAGGACUGUGCUGCUUGAACCUAGCAUCAAAAGCACCCAACAUCCAUGCAGCUCUCCGAGAAGUGAAGAGCCUGAUCGGACGAGUCAAGCAGGAAUCUGAGGACUGGUUCAGCGGAUUGUUCAAGGACUGGGGACUCUCAGGGUGGUGGACUUCUGUAAUUAGGACAAUUCUGUUGUUUCUUGUUGUUCUUUUUCUAGUCGUGUUAGCGUUCGGAAUUCUACGUCACAUACUUUUAAAGGCUAUCAACGGUUCGGUCUCCAGUACCUCAGAAGUCACCUGCACAGAGUUUGUGGCCCUAAAGCAAAUUGACAGGCCUGCAAAUGAUGAGUGGCGGAUGAAUUCAUAAUCUGUGUCAGAAAUAGGCUGAUGCUUUUCCUUCUAAUUUUUUUUAACAGAAAAAGGGGAUGUGUUGCAUUGCACUAGAUAGUUAUUUAGUUGUUUGCACUGGAUGUUUUGGUAAUUUGCACUGUUCACAUGAUUUGUAUCCUAUGACCUCAUGGUCUUCUCCUUUUUCCCCCCUCUAAGUGUUAGCCCUAGUGGUCUCUUCCCUGGUCAGUCCUUCCCCCCACCACUUGUAUCCCAUUGGUUGUGGCCCUCCUCCUCCACCCCCCAUUCCCCCAGGUAUAAAAAUCUCCUGCCAUGAGCCAUGGAUCUUCCCAUCUGGUGGUUCACAAGACAAUAAACAGAAGACAUCUGUUCCCACGUGGAGAAGAGCACUUCUGAUCUUUUGCUUUCGUCUACGUAAGAUCGUGUGGGCUGAGGUCCAUAGCUAGCCGGAGCUGGACCCCAACAGCCCAUCCAAGACACGUUCUUACAGGCUGGGCUCCUCAAGUUCCAGUGCUGAGUGCUACUCACCACGUGCUCUGGACCUACCUUGUACCCUGACAUUCCCAUUGCACCCAUGUCCUGCUGGUUGCAGCCCCAGCUCCACUCUCAGACACCUCCCUCUAAGCAAAGAGCUCCUGAAUUACACAUUAGCAAACACAGAGGGAGGACAACCUCGAGCAUACACUUGAAAUAUAGAGGGAAGAGCUAUAUAAAACUAUACCCAUGUGAACUGUUGUUUCUAAACAACUUAGCAAGGGCUUUUCUGACAUGGUAUAUUGCUAGCUUUCCAUUAGGUUUUAGAAAGUACAAAAUUAACCCCCUUGCAAUCACCUAGGUGUGUUACAUCUCCACAGGUAUCUGUACAAACCUGCAAUCCGAAAUGAUGAAAUCUCAUUUCAUCAAUUGACAUUCUGUGCCUAUUGUUCAUUCUUGGAAUACUGUCACUCUUUGUUGUCUCUACCAGUGUGUCUUUUCUACACUCCCUGUCCCUGCUAGGGAGUGUCCCUGCUAUUUAUCUUAGUCAAUCACUUCAACACUUUGUAUACUAGCACAGUAUAAGUAUUCUUUCAGUCUCCUGGAAUUCCCCCCAGUGCCUUCAAAAUCAAGGUUAGUGGAAAAGAAUCCUCAGCCAACUAUUCUAUUACUCCUGAGGUUUGUGGGCAUCUAAACAUGCCAGAUUAUCCUACAUGUUCAUCCUACAAAUCUUCCUCAGUUCCUGACAAUCAAAGAACAAAUUCUCUCUAAUUUAUAUUAAUUGUAGGAAUCCUAUUUUUUUCCAAAUAAAAAAUAAAAAUAUUAAGCUGCUCGGUAUUAUUAGCACUUUCACCACUCAGUUCUGAACCAGCCACUCUCCCAAGAUGUUUGGCUCUCUGUGUACUUCUGUACUGACCUUAGCCUCACAGCUGGCAUGUAAACCUCCUGAGUAGGAGCUGCCUGACCUUUAGAGGCAAUGGUGAGAAGGAUAAGUGCUUGCACACCUCAUUUUUCCACUCAGGGGAAUCUGUUCUCUUAGAGGUGCAGUAAGGCUGGUGACUUCUAUGGGGAGGAACAGGCCAUGAAGCAGCAAGUGUUCCCCACCCCUCUCUGACAACUGUUCAUCAUUUCAGCUCAUAACCUGCUCACAAGCUAAUACAGGCUUUAAAAUGAUUGAUGACUCAUAUGCAAGUGCUUUUUAUUGAGGUAGGUAUAGUCAGGGGACUGUUAAGGAAAAAUAGAAACUCCUACUCUGCUCUUAGUCUCUUGCUGUUCUCUGUUUUCUCCAUUUCUACAGACUCAAGAGCAAUGCUGGGACUGCACUCCCUGAUCAUCAGUGAUACUGCAUGUAACACUGAUCACCCUCUGUUUAAAAUAAUGCAAAAAAUGGAAAAUCAGAAUUCAAAUAAAAUCAA